Messenger RNA from Lactuca virosa, 360 nucleotides. NCBI's taxonomy places the organism in Eukaryota, Viridiplantae, Streptophyta, Magnoliopsida, Asterales, Asteraceae. The record is from the annotation of a GenBank genome assembly.
AUGAAGGCAUCCUGCAUGGCUAUCGAGGUUGAGGGUGGUAAGCAGGUGAUUAGGGAGCAGAUUGUCACUGGUAAAUUCGUUCCUGGUGAGCCGAGCACCCUUUUGGAGCAUACUCAGGCGAUGCAUGCAGAGGUGAAGCCUUUCCUGGAGACUGACUUUGCCUCCUACCUCCAUCUUGGUGAGCUUGACAUAAAGGGUCUUCAUCAGCUGUGCAUCGAUUCAGACGCCAAAGGGAAACAUCUUGAGGCCAAAACUUAUAGGGCUCAACCUUCUUCCACUCCUCCUGGUAUGUUACUUUUAUCCUCUUCUCAGUUGUUUGUGUUGUUUGAAGCAUUGUUUAGAUUUGCCCGGUGUUUGUGA